Molecule: messenger RNA, 1838 nt
Organism: Dermacentor silvarum
Lineage: Eukaryota; Metazoa; Arthropoda; Arachnida; Ixodida; Ixodidae
Product: tigger transposable element-derived protein 6-like
Exons: 2
Coding region: 674-1576 (300 amino acids)
Cellular component (GO): nucleus
Molecular function (GO): DNA binding
Source: RefSeq, a predicted model, not a curated record
UUUCAGAAUAAAUUAUGUAAUUUAAUCCCAAGAUGCUUCAGUAUUACGAAGUUCCAUUGAAGUUUCGGUACCGUAUCCCUGAGGCUUACACCUAUCAUCAUCAUCCGCAGCAGCAGCAGCCAUGCGCUGGGGAACCCGUUUCAACGGGUACAGCCCCAGCAGCAUCGGCAUCAGCGUGAGCGUCGCGUAUGGUGAUGUUCGGGACUCUCUUACUACGCCGUAGGCCGAGCGUCACCACGUUGACAGUGAUCGGCAGGAGUUUCGAAGUUAUCGGUGCUGUGAUUGUGUUGUGUGGUCGCUUUGCUGACAAUGAGUUCUGCUGGCCCCCGCAUUAAAAAGAAGCGACGCCAGUUUACGCUCCAAGAAAAAGUGGACAUUUUGACGCAGCUGAAUGCUGGAAGAAAGCACAAGUGGACUUGUGCAGGGAGCGUGAUAUUCCCCCGUCAACAAUGGCAACGAUGCUUAAGGAUCGGGAAAAGAUCAUGAAAUUGCAUCGAGAGUCACAGCUGGCUACCUCAAGAAAACGCUUGUGGCUUGGAAACUACCAGAACGUCGACGACGCCGUCCUCACGUGGUUUAAGGAAUGCCAGACAAAACGAUGUGCCCUUGUCAGGCCCGAUUAUUCAAGAGAAGGCGCUACAGUUCCCGGCCGCUUUAGACAUCUCCGGUUUCGAUGGAAGUGCCGGAUGGCUUUACCGCUUCCGGCAAAGGAAUGGCAUUACGUGGCAAGUUGCUUGUGGCGAAGAAAAGGCAGCAGAUGCUGAGAGUGCGGUUGCCUGGCAGAACGAGCGCUUUCAAGAGAUUGUCGAGUCUCUCUCCAGACGACGUUUUCAACGGAGAUGAAACUGCGUUCUUUUAUCAGUUGUUGCCAGAUAAAACAAUGAACUUCAAGGGUGACAAGUGUAAGGGCGGAAAGAAAUCGCGUCUCCACGUAUCGGUUCUGUUCUGCUGCAACUCCACUGGCACGGAAAAACUCAAGCCGCUAGUUAUUGGCAAAUCUGCCAAGCCGCGCUGCUUGAAAAACGUCUCAUUGCCUAGCGACUACCGAGCCAACAAAAAAGCGGGGAUGACGCGAGAAUUGUUCACUCAGUGGCUGCUGCAGCUCGACGACACAAUGAAGAAGAAAGACAGAAAAAUUCUCAUCGUUGACAAUUGCUCGGCGCAUAUCGUGAACGUGCGAUUGAGCAAUGUAAAGCUUGAAUAUAUGCCCCCGAAUUGCACUUCUUUGCUCCAACCUUUGGACCAGGGCAUCAUCAGAUGUGUGAGGACCGAAUUUUGGAAGCGUCUUGUGCAGCGCCUCCUGAUCAAUAUUCGACUGAAGCUGCCCACACAGGUUAACAUACGUCAAGCUGCAGAAAUGCUGACAUGGUCGUGGUGGAACGUGAAGGCAGGCCUUUUAAAGGCUUCACCUACGCCACAAGACUGCGAGGACACACAGGAGCUCAACCAAGAACUUUGGGAUGAGCUUACCGAGAAGCUCCCCGUCGACACCGCGGUGACCUUCGAUGAUUACAUUGACAGCGACAGCGUGGCGGCUACAUCCGCUGGAGCUCACCAACGAAGACAUUGUGAAUAGAGUGCUAGAGCAAGAAGAUUGUAGUAGUGACGAAGACGAUGCUGACACUGAAUCAACACACAAAGAGGAACAAAGUGUUUCCAGCUCGGAUGUUUUAGUUUUUCUAGAAAGGACGCGAUCACCUCGGGCGCUGUAAAGAUGUCCCAGAUGACGUUCAGAGGAAGGUCGAGCAUGUGGAGGCGUUCGUCCUGCAGCGCUUGCUGUCUACUCGGCAGAAGAAGAUUACAGACUUCUUCAAGCAAUAAAUUGUAGUUAAACUGUG